Homalodisca vitripennis (glassy-winged sharpshooter) is the source of this 786-nucleotide messenger RNA. RefSeq names its product protein GVQW3-like. The transcript has a single exon. The coding region runs from base 1 to 786 and encodes 261 amino acids. The record is from RefSeq and is a predicted model, not a curated record. Lineage: Eukaryota; Metazoa; Arthropoda; Insecta; Hemiptera; Cicadellidae. Gene Ontology annotation, molecular function: nucleic acid binding.
AUGUCCAGUUUGCGUGAACAACGAUAUGCGAUUAAGUUUUGUGUUAGACUCAACAAAACUGCGACUAACACUUAUGAAGACAUAAAGCAAGCUUUUGGGGAUGACGCAAUGUCUCGUGCUUCCUGUUUUCGCUGGUUCAAAGAUUUUAAGGAGGGAAGAGAGGACCCAGAGUUGCAGGGAGGAGAUGGUGCCCCAGUUACUGCUCUCACUGAGGAAAUCAUCAAUACAGCAGCGGCAAUGAUCAAAACCGACCGACGUCUGACCGUCAGACAGAUUGCUGAACUCCUUGACAUAUCGGUAGGUAGUGCUCACACAAUUUUAAAAGACAAUCUUAACAUGUCUAGAGUGUGUGCUCGUUGGAUUCCUCGUUUACUCACACCUGAACAAAAACAAAACCGUGUCGAUGUUUGCCUUGAGUGGAAGCGGUUCGUUGAAGAAGAUAGGGAUUGGUGGAAGAGUGUAAUCACUGCUGAUGAGUCCUGGGUUUAUCAGUAUGACCCUGCAAUGAAAAUCCAAAGCACUGAGUGGGUAGAAAAAAAUGAAGGUCGCCCGAAGAAAGCUAGGGCAACCAAAUCUGCAAACAAAGCAAUGGUCAUUACUUUUUUUGACUAUAAAGGAAUGGUGUACACUCAUUCAGUUCCACGUGGACAGACAAUCAAUGGAGACUAUUACAAACAAGUUUUGGCUACAUUAAUGAAUGAUCACAUUUCUCGAAAGCGUCCAGACUUCGAGGAAACUGGAAACUUCAUCACGACAAUGCGCGGCCUCACAUUGCACACGUUGUGA